GGAGCGGUCCUGCCGCGGUACCAGCCUCCAGCCUGUCGCCCGGACUGCCCCUGACCCAGGCACGCCCGCUGCUCGGUGGCAGAAGGGCCGGCGGAGCGCCAUGGCCUGCAUCCUGAAGAGAAAGUCUGUGAUCGCAGUGAGCUUCAUAGCAGCGUUCCUCUUCCUGCUGGUUGUGCGCCUGGUAAAUGAAGUGAAUUUCCCACUGCUGCUAAACUGCUUCAGACAGCCUGGCACAAAAUGGAUUCCAUUCUCCUACACAUAUAUGCGGCCCCUUCGAACUCACUAUGGAUACAUAAAUGUGAGGACACAAGAGCCUUUGCAACUGGACUGUGACCUUUGCGCCAUAGUGUCAAACUCAGGUCAGAUGGUUGGCCAGAAGGUGGGGAAUGAGAUAGAUCAGUCAUCCUGCAUUUGGAGAAUGAACAACGCCCCCACCAAGGGCUAUGAAGAAGAUGUGGGCCGCAUGACAAUGAUUCGGGUUGUGUCCCAUACCAGCGUUCCUCUUUUGCUAAAAAACCCUGAUUAUUUUUUCAAGGAAGCAAAUGCUACUAUUUAUGUUAUUUGGGGCCCUUUCCGCAAUAUGAGGAAAGACGGCAAUGGCAUCGUUUACAACAUGCUGAAAAAGACUGUUGACAUCUACCCGAAUGCCCAAAUUUACGUGACUACUGAGAAGCGCAUGAGUUACUGCGAUGGCAUUUUUAAGAAGGAGACUGGGAAAGACAGAGUCCAGUCUGGCUCUUAUCUCAGCACGGGAUGGUUUACCUUCAUUCUGGCCAUGGAUGCCUGUUAUGGCAUUCACGUCUACGGGAUGAUAAAUGACACCUACUGCAAGACAGAAGGAUAUAGAAAAGUCCCUUAUCAUUACUAUGAACAAGGAAGAGACGAGUGUGAUGAAUAUUUUCUUCAUGAGCAUGCGCCAUAUGGGGGGCAUAGGUUUAUCACUGAAAAGAAAGUGUUUGCUAAAUGGGCCAAGAAUCACAGGAUAAUAUUCACACACCCAAACUGGACAGUGUCUUGAUGUUAGUUUUUUCUGAUCUUGCCACAACACUUGACGUGAUCAUAAUACCAUAACUGUGAUGCUGACGAUGCUGAUGAUGGCGAUGGGAAAGACAACAGUGAUGAUCAAGUUUCUGUACAUUCUCCGAAACGGAUGGUGGCUCUGCCAGUAAUUUGAACUUGGGAUUUCAUGGAGGGUGGAUGUGCUCUUUACAUUCUUUCUGAAGGUUCAACAUUACAUACUGCACUUUAUAAUUUAACUGGAAUUGAAAUGAAGGCCAGUAACAAGACAGCAGUGACCUAAGAAAUGGGAAGAUUAUCCAUAAGGAUAGCUGCUCAGAAUUCUUAAACAGUGACUAACUUUCAAAAGCCAUGGGAUUUGGCCUCGUGAGGCAAGGUUGACUCUCCAGUCUCUUGAACUUGAGGAGCUCUACCAUCUUGAAGAAUGGUUGAUUGUCAAACACUGAUCCAAGAAAUGCUAUCUGGGCACAAGUACUGUACCACAGUUACUUGUUAGCCCAGAAGCGGGGAAGGAAUCUCUUCCUGACAGAACAUGGUCCUAGAGUACCUCCCUCAGCUAAAGCCUCAGGCCAUUUCCUAAUGAACAAAGAAGAUACCAUGGACACCCUACCCAUCAGGAUCCUUCAACAGUUCACUUAAUUCAAAAUGGGCCAACUAGCAAAUCUUGUUGAAUUUUCAGUCUCACCACUCCAUUCUCACUACCCCAAACAAUAUAACUAAACAUGUCACUAGAGUGAUCUCUAUUAUUGCUUAGUUAUUUUUGGUUGAGUCCUAAAUAUUUUAGAAAGCUAUUUAACAUGUAAGAUACCAACACUGUAAUAACAUAUACUGUGAAAGCAUUCUUAAAACAUAACCAAAAGGGUUUGCUAAUUCUGCUUCAACAUCCAACAACACAAAAAUAUAUGCUUUUAAAAUCAUGAAACAAGGAAAGCAAAGCAUAUUUUUACAUCAAUUUGUAUCCUACCAUACUUCAUAAUAUAUAUUUAUAUAUUCAAAUUUCUACUUUAUAGGCUCAGAUGCAUCUCUCCAUCCAUUACAUUAUUGUUGCCAAGUGCCAACUGUUAGACAUGGAGAGGAAAUGAUUCCUGGUAUUAAAUCUGACAGAGCUUUUGCCUUCUUGGGGUUUAUUAUCCCCACAGUGUUAUCAGUUGUUAUACCAUAAUAACAACACUAAUAAUGACCUUAAUGUCCAAAGUGCUUUGUAAUUUAAAGUCCUUAUACAUAUGCUGUCCUAUGUGAUGCCACCCCCCUGGGCUGUUUUCUGCACAUUCUGACAUCUCUUUAGCAGAUGAUCUGUAAUUUGUUCAUUGCUUUGAUAUAUUCCAGAUCUUUGCCUCUGCUAAUAUUUGUAUAGAAUAGCAUUUAUGUAGACUAGUAACCAAUUGAUUUCAGUGCCAAAUACAAUAUAUUAUAUGAGGAUUAUGCAGAAAAUAUCACAAGGAUCGUCCUGGCCAUAGACUAGGACUCCUGUGAGCAUAACUACUUUUGAUUUUUUUUUUUUUUUUUUUUAGAAUGACUCUUUUUAGGUAGAGAAAAGAUAAUGAAGCAGGGGCAACAGGAGGGAAUGAACACAGAGAAAUACAGUUUCCUGUCCCCAUCUUGAGAUGACAUUGUUCUCCAUACACUCAUUGCUCAUUAGAUACGAGAGGGUUGAUUUGCUGACAGAAGCUGAGAGACCAAAAAUAUCCUUGCAAAUGAUUCAAAAAACACAGCCGAGCUUAACUGACAGAAUGAUUUGGAGAAUGAAAGUGAUGACGCAUUUCACGUCGGCAGCUCUCUGCAGGUCCUUACCAGUGCUGGCUCCCAUGAUAAGUUCUCAAAUGGGGCCAUCCUGGGCAAAAGUCUCUUUGCUGCUCUCUGCCGCCGUUUGGAUAACACCAAUACCAGAGCCAAGAAAAUGGCCAAAGGCCAU
Molecule: messenger RNA, 2929 nt
Organism: Enhydra lutris kenyoni (northern sea otter)
Lineage: Eukaryota; Metazoa; Chordata; Mammalia; Carnivora; Mustelidae
Product: ST6 N-acetylgalactosaminide alpha-2,6-sialyltransferase 3
Exons: 5
Coding region: 101-1018 (305 amino acids)
Biological process (GO): ganglioside biosynthetic process; oligosaccharide metabolic process
Molecular function (GO): alpha-N-acetylgalactosaminide alpha-2,6-sialyltransferase activity
Source: RefSeq, a predicted model, not a curated record